Molecule: messenger RNA, 1668 nt
Organism: Microthlaspi erraticum
Lineage: Eukaryota; Viridiplantae; Streptophyta; Magnoliopsida; Brassicales; Brassicaceae
Source: the annotation of a GenBank genome assembly
AUGGCUGGUUUAGUUUCUGGUGAUACAGAGACUCAGAGCUCCGGUGAUUCCAAACGCGGCGGCUUGAUCACUUUUCCGUUCAUGAUAGUUACGUUGUUAGGCAUUUCCGUGACAUCUUAUGGAUGGGUAUUAAACUUGAUCGUCUUCUUGAUCGAGGAAUUCAACAUCAAGAGCAUCGCAGCUGCUCAGAUUUCAAACAUCGUCAAUGGUUGCCUCAGCAUCUUGCCUGUUGUUACAGCCAUUAUAACCGAUUCUUUCUUCGGAAACAUUCCUGUCAUCUCCACCGCUUUCAUUUCUCUGCUCGGCAUUGUUCUCUUGACUCUAAUCGCAUCUUUUAACAAGUUGAUACCUCAACCUUGUGAAACAGGGUCUAUCCUAUGCGAAUCACCAUCAAAACUCCAGCUUUGGAUCUUGUAUUCUGCUUUAGCUCUAGUGACCGUCGGAACAGCUGGGACACGUGUGAGUUUAGCGUCCGCGGGUGCGAACCAAUACGAGAAACAUAAACAUAAAGAUAGCUUCUUUACAUGGUACUUCCUCACCGUAAACGCAGGCGCCAUUGUUAGCGCCACAGCGAUUGUUUAUACACAGGACAAUGCUAGCUGGAAACUCGGGUUCGGUCUCUGUGCAGCUGCGAAUCUGAUCAGUUUCAUCGUUUUCCUCUCCGGGAAGAGAUUCUACAACCAUGAAAAGCCCAUGGGAAGUCCUUUCAAGACCCUGAUCCGCGUUUUAGUAGCUUCUUUAGUGAAAAGGAAGGAUGUGGUUUCUUCCAAAGAAGAAGACUAUCACCGUGUGCUCGGAAGAGAGUCCAAGAAUUUUACAGCAAUUCCCUCCAAUAGCUUCAGGUUCUUGAACAGAGCAGCAUUGAGGACAGAAGAGGACUUAAAUCAGAAAGAUGGGUCAGUUAUCAACAUGUGGAGGCUAUGCUCUGUUGAGGAAGUAGAAGAUUUCAAAUCCAUUCUCCGACUUGUACCUCUGUGGUUAGCCAUCCUUUUUCUCGGAACUUCCAUUGGUGUUCAAGCAAGCUUGAUGGUCCUACAAGCACUGGUCACAGACCGAAGACUCGGCUCUCAUUUCGAAGUCCCUGCGGGUUCUCUACAAGUUGUAGUACUCAUCUUUUCAUGCGUCUUUCUCGUGCUCAACAAGUGGACUAUCUUUCCAAUGUACAAGAAGCUAACACAUAAGGAGAUGACACCUCUUCAACAAGUCGGUAUAGGACAGGUUUUGAACAUUUUAAGCAUGGCGGUCUCCGCGAUUGUGGAAGCAAAGAGGCUGAAAACAGUUGAAAGUGAAGAUCUCAUGUCGGUUUUGUGGCUGAUUCCUCCUCUUGUGAUAGUCGGAAUCGGCGAUGCGUUCCAUUAUCUGGCGAAUGCUGUAGUGUUCUAUGGAGAAUUCCCUGAGUCGCUGAAGAACACAGCGACCUCGGUGACUUCGGUGGCAAUGGGAAUCUCCUUUUAUCUGAGUACAGCUUUGAUCGACUUGAUACAGAAGAACACUGUUUGGUUACCAGAUGAUAUUAACCAAGGGAGAGUGGACAAUGUGUAUUGGGUUUUGGUCAUUGGAGGUGUUUUGAACUUUGGCUAUUUCCUUGUAUGUUCUUGGUUUUACACGUACACAAAAUUCCAAGAUGAUAAUGGCCAAGGGCAAGAUGUUAAAGAUGUUACAACAUGA